GAGUAUGUAAAAGAAUACUCUAAAACAAAUAGUCUAGUCAAUAAGUCUAGUAGUCUAAGUAAACUUUCUUUUAAUAUAAAAACGGAUCGUUUUGUGCGAAUGCUCAGUCGUCAGCUGUUCAGCGUCAGCAGCCAUCUUGUAUUCCGUUUUGUUAUUGCUAGAAACAUGUUGAAGAUUACCGCCAUUUUGUUUUUGAUGUUUAUUGGCAACUUAUUAGCGGCGGGGCGGUCUUGCAACUCGUGCGGGAUGGAGUGCGCUCCAGCGUGCGGCACGAGGCACUUCCGGUCUUGCUGCUUCAACUAUCUGAGGAGGAAGAGGGACCCGGAUAUGUUACAGAAUAUUUUCGAGGAGCAAGAUUAUCCCAUGGACACUGUACACAGGGCGCAGCCCUAUUUCUUCUAUGACGACCUACGUGUACGAGCACCUUCGGUGUACAACUGGAGACGUUAAUACAGUUCUACCUAUAAAAUCAUGCAUGAUUUUGACAUCAUGAGAACUUAAAUAAUAUAAAAAAUAUUACACGACAAAGAGCGAGA
Molecule: messenger RNA, 536 nt
Organism: Nymphalis io (European peacock)
Lineage: Eukaryota; Metazoa; Arthropoda; Insecta; Lepidoptera; Nymphalidae
Product: U-scoloptoxin(20)-Cw1a-like
Exons: 3
Coding region: 100-450 (116 amino acids)
Source: RefSeq, a predicted model, not a curated record